Messenger RNA from Fraxinus pennsylvanica, 663 nucleotides. The record is from the annotation of a GenBank genome assembly. Lineage: Eukaryota; Viridiplantae; Streptophyta; Magnoliopsida; Lamiales; Oleaceae.
AUGAAGACAUUAGACCAUAGCUACGUGCUUAUAAGCAUGUGCAUGUUCACGAAAAAGGAGAGACAUUCAAUAAAAUUCAUUAACUAUGAUGCAAGAUAUGCAUACAAAUUAUUCCGAAAACAGUACAAAACGACUAUCGGCGCUGAUUUUAUCACCAAGGAAUUACUGAUCGAUGACAAACUGGUCACUUUGCAAAUUUGGGAUACAGCAGGGCAAGAAAGAUUCCAAAGCCUAGGAGUUGCAUUUUACAGAGGGGCAGAUUGCUGCAUUCUUGUAUAUGAUGUUAAUGUACAAAAAUCAUUUGAAACACUUCAAAAUUGGCAUGAAGAUUUUCUCAAACAGGUCCACCCUGCAAACCCAGAGACUUUCCCCUUUGUACUGAUUGGAAACAAGGUAGAUGUAGACGGUGGAAAUAGUCGUGUGGUUUCUGAGAAAACAGCUAGAGAAUGGUGCAUUUCCCAGGGAAACAUACCUUACUUUGAAACCUCAGCUAAAGAAGAUUACAACGUGGCUGCUGCCUUUUUGUGUGCUGCUGAAACUGCAGUUUCCAGUGAGCCAGUGAACAUUUGGGAGACAGAUGAAGAGACGCCAUCCCAUUGUGAACUCCAACGAAUACCGGAAUCCCUUUCUGGAACUGAGAGCAGAGGAGGAUGUGCAUGCUAA